This is a messenger RNA of Exophiala oligosperma, 1944 nucleotides long. RefSeq lists its product as uncharacterized. Lineage: Eukaryota; Fungi; Ascomycota; Eurotiomycetes; Chaetothyriales; Herpotrichiellaceae. Gene Ontology annotation, molecular function: dihydroorotate dehydrogenase activity. Gene Ontology annotation, cellular component: cytoplasm. Bases 462 to 1511 code for a protein of 349 amino acids. The transcript has a single exon. The record is from RefSeq and is a predicted model, not a curated record. Gene Ontology annotation, biological process: pyrimidine nucleotide biosynthetic process; 'de novo' pyrimidine nucleobase biosynthetic process.
CUGCACUCCAUACAGAGGAUCGACUUCUUCCCACACAGACGAGAGACGUGGUUUACCACGAAUUUAUAAGCAUUCUCUCGCCUCCCGCAUUAUAUUCAGCCUCAUUAUCCGUCGGGCCGUGGAUCGAUCCCUUGAGAUAGCAUUUUAGGCGUUCUAAAGAGGAUCGAGUCAUCGAAAGAUACAAUCUGGCCUCGACUUCCCUCAGCUAGGAGUUACAAGGGUCGAUUUCGACUACGGAAGCUUGGCUGACGAUAUAUAUUGCUUGUCCAGAGCUGGGCACAUCGACUUACGCUCUAGUCCAGCUUUUUUGUUCGACUCAGCUUCUUCUGACCUCAGACUUGCAUACCUCGAUAGUCCAAGCACUUCCUUUUUUUUUCUUUUUUUCCGAGGGUAUAAUUUAUCUUUCGUGAACCCUGAAACUUAGACCCCGACAACGAUCAGGCAGAAACGAUACGGCUACAAUGGCAUCCAAGCUAAAGAUCGACCCGCCCCUUCUCAACUCGGCCUGCCCGUGGUCCACCACCAUAGAAGAUAUCAAGGCCCUCUACGACUGCCCCUACACUGGUGCUGUGACGAUCCGGACCUCCCUUCUAGAAGGCUUCACGCACGACGAUGCCGUCCAUCAGUUUCUCUUUUUCACACCCGGAACGACCGUCCCCUCGGACACGGCCAAGGGUGACGCCUCUGCCCCGGCAGCAUCGACAAACAACCCCCCGUCCAGCACGCUCAACACCCUCGGCUACUCGCCGUUCACGCUCUCGGAAUAUCUGGGCUACAUCAACGAGAUCGUGGGCCAACGACACCUGGGGACUGACACCCCGACCAAGAAACCCUUCAUCCUCAGCGUGACCGGCACGCCGGACGAGAUCGCCAUGGCCUACGCCCUGAUCGCCAACGCCGCCGAGAUGGACGAGGACCUCCGCCUCGCCAUGGAGGUCAACCUGUCGUGCCCCAACAUCAAGGACGCACCGCCGCCGGCCUACGAUCCCGUCCAGCUCGCCGAAUACCUGGAAUCCAUCUCGGACUCCAAGUCGACGUACCGGGGACGCAUGGCCACGCCCGAGUCGGUGCCCAAGGUCGGCGUCAAGCUCCCGCCCUACACGCACACGGCCCAGUUCGAAAUGGUCGUCUCGGCCAUGCGCAGGGCCCAGUCCAGCGAGCCCGGCGAAGGUUGCGUGCUGGAUUUCAUCACGUGCACCAACACGCUGGGCUCCUCGCUCCUUCUCGACUCCGACCUUCAGCCCGUGCUGAACAGCGAGUCCGGCACGGGCAUCGGCGGCCUCGCGGGUGCCGCCCUGCACCCUCUGGCGCUGGGCAACGUCGCCACGUUCCGCAGACUCCUCGACCAGACCCCCGAGACAAAGGGCGUGGCCAUCAUCGGCGUGGGCGGCGUGGAAGACAAGGCCGGGGCAGAGAGGAUGCACAAGGUCGGGGCCCAGGCCGUGGCGUGCGCGAGUGCGUUGGGCAGGUACGGUGUGGGCGUCUUUGAGAAGAUUGCAAGGGGAGAAUGAUUGAUCGAGGUGCAAACCCCCCACCAAGAACGGCAACAGCUUGUUAUCAAAGGCCCCCGAUAGCGUCAUAGAUCGUCUAAUCGACACUAGACUCACCUCUCCAAGAGACCAAGAACGGAGUACGGGUACUCGACAGACAGUACCUGCAGGGAUCCUCGGACCUUCAGAACCGACAACGAGGGACGACGACAAAACCCCCCACUGGUGACGAGGGGACCAAAGCACGCAGCAUCCUUCUUAAACCCCGUAAAGGGGACUCGGGGCACACACUCGCCUGGCAAAAUGACCUGAGACGCUUGAGCAUGGCAUAAAAUAGGUGCAGAGGGUACAGAAGAGGCAUGACACGAUUAACUCAACAUGAUAUCAAUACGACAAGGAAACUGCAUGAUGAUGAAAGAAAUAGAGACUUUUUAAUGUCGCGCUCAUUAGGAAA